AUGUCUCAAACGAGGACAGUUCGUCCCCCCUUCAACCCUCUCAUCAACCUGGUACAUUCCAAACCGGUACUCGUGGAAGAGCACAUCGAGUCUCAGCGCCAUAUUCUACUAUCGCGACCAUAUUGCGGAGCGCUGCUUUUCGAAAAUAGCUCUUCUGAUGCUCGCGACCACUGCGCCAAUGAGCGCACUUUUCUCUCAUGGCUCCGUCUCUCUAUGUAUUUGGCCAUCGUGUCAUUGGCUAUCAUUAUCUCAUUUCACUUUCGGGAACAACCAACCGUCCUGGAGAGGCGCAUGGCCUUGCCUCUCGGCAUUAUCUUUUGGGUGCUCAGCUUGACUUGUUUAGCGAACGGCUUUGCUAAUUACUCGCGCACCGUGAUGAAGUAUGCUCGCAAGGCAGCUUUGGUGCAAAGUGGGUGGAAGACCCAGGUUGUCUUUACGGUGGUUGGGAUCGUGAUUCUGGGCAGUUGCAUUUUGUUUUUGUCGACCGAUCCAAAGGCUCGGUGA
Messenger RNA from Penicillium soppii, 504 nucleotides. RefSeq names its product DUF202 domain-containing protein. The coding region runs from base 1 to 504 and encodes 167 amino acids. The transcript has 2 exons. NCBI's taxonomy places the organism in Eukaryota, Fungi, Ascomycota, Eurotiomycetes, Eurotiales, Aspergillaceae. The record is from RefSeq and is a predicted model, not a curated record.